AAGUGCCCCACCUUCGCCCAUAGACACAACUUCUGCAAGGCAACGAACCUCUGCGCGCCCGCCUGCUUUCGACGCCCACCGCGCAGACACGCAUCCCCCGCCGCCGACGCCGAGCUGCUGGCGAAGCUUCCUGGGAACACCGCCGACCCCCCCAACAGGCUGAUUGGGAGCUUUUCCCGCCGCGCUGCAGCCCGCCAUGUCUCUGUCCAUUGAAGAGCUCGACGCCACGGUGCGCGCCUUUUACGAGGGCCGUGGCGACACGCAAAAACAAGCCCAAGCUACGCUGAACCAGUUCAAAGAAAACCCCGACGCAUGGCUUCUGGUCGACAAGAUUCUCUCCGACGCACAGUACCCGCAGACCAAGUAUCUGGGUCUUCAAGUCCUCGACAAUGUGAUCAUGACGCGAUGGAAGGUGCUGCCUCGAGACCAAUGUCAAGGUAUCCGAAAUUUCAUCGUCAACUUCAUCAUCCAGCUCUCCAACAAUGACGACACCCGUCGCGCCGAGCGCACCCUCCUAAACAAGCUCAACCUCGUCCUCGUCUCCGUCUUGAAACAGGAGUGGCCCCACAACUGGCCGACUUUUAUCAACGAAAUCAUAUCGUCGUGCCACAGCAGCCUGGGAAUAUGCGAGAACAACAUGGUCAUUCUGCGCCUGCUCUCCGAGGAGGUUUUUGACUACUCUGAGGAGCAGAUGACCUCGGCCAAGCGACGAGAGCUCAAGCAGAGCAUGUGCGACGAAUUCACGGCCAUCUACCAGCUCUGCUCAGAGGUCCUGCGCACAGCCACCGAGGCCUCGCUCAUCAAGGCAACACUAGAGACGCUGCUGCGCUUCUUGAACUGGAUCCCUCUGGGCUACAUCUUUGAGACGCCACCCAGUGGCCAGAGCCUGAUCGAGACCCUGCGAAGUCGGUUCCUCGAAGUGCCCGACUUCCGCAACAUUACUCUGAAAUGUCUCACUGAGAUUGCCGGUCUACACACGGAGCCUGCAUACGACGAUAAGCUUGUUUCCAUGUUCACUGAGACGUUGACGGCCAUCUCAAAGAUCAUCCCUCUUUCACUGGAUCUGAAGAGCACAUACUCGUCCAGCAACAGCCGCGACCAGGAGUUUGUGCUGAACCUCGCAUUGUUCCUCACCAACUUCUUCACCAUGCACCUCAACGUCAUUGAGAAUCUGAUGAACCGGGACUUCCUCACGCAUGGACAUUUUUACCUCAUCCGCAUUAGUCAGAUUGACGAUCGUGAGGUCUUCAAGAUCUGUCUCGAGUACUGGACCAAGCUCGUCUCUGAGCUGUACGAUGAGAUGCAGGCGCUUCCAAUUACCGACAUGAACCCUCUCCUGAACAUGGGUAUUCCCGGAAACGGAGGCCGCGAGUUGGCCAACUAUCCUCUGAGGAAGAACAAGUACACCGAGAUUCUUUCCAACCUCCGAACGGUCAUGAUUGAGAAGAUGGUUAGGCCCGAGGAGGUUCUCAUUGUCGAGAACGACGAGGGAGAGAUUGUCCGUGAAUUUGUCAAGGAGAGCGACACGAUCCAGUUGUACAAGUCUACUCGCGAAUGCCUGGUCUUCCUUACCCACUUGGACGUUAACGACACGGAGCAGAUCAUGUCGGAGAAACUGGCCCGUCAAGUCGAUGGUUCGGAAUGGUCAUGGGCAAACUGCAAUACGCUCUGCUGGGCCAUUGGCUCGAUUUCUGGCGCCAUGAACGAGGAGACGGAAAAGCGAUUCCUGGUCACGGUAAUCAAGGAUCUCCUGGGACUGACUGAAAUGAAGCGAGGAAAGGACAACAAGGCCGUUGUCGCGAGUAACAUCAUGUACAUUGUCGGCCAAUACCCCCGAUUCCUCAAGGCUCACUGGAAGUUUCUCAAGACUGUCGUCAACAAGCUGUUCGAGUUCAUGCACGAGACCCACGAGGGUGUACAGGACAUGGCUUGCGAUACCUUUAUUAAGAUUGCGAACAAGUGCCGGAGACACUUUGUUGCUCUCCAGCCCGGGGAGACGGAGCCAUUCAUCGACGAGAUUGUUCGCAAUCUGAGAAAGAUUACUGCAGACCUCUCACCGCAACAGGUGCACACAUUCUACGAGGCCUGCGGUUACAUGAUUAGCGCACAAGGGCAGAAGAGCAUGCAGGAGCGCCUUAUCGCCGACUUGAUGGCUCUGCCCAACUCUGCCUGGGACAACAUUAUUGCGCAAGCUAACCAGAACCCUGCCUGUCUGCAGGAUGCUGAAGUGAUCAAGAUUGUUGGUAACAUCAUGAAGACCAAUGUUGCCGCAUGCGGGUCGAUCGGAUCCUACUUUUACCCACAGAUUGGUCGGAUAUACUUCGACAUGCUGACAAUGUACCGCGCCAGCUCACAGCUGAUAGACGAAGCUGUCCAGCGAGAGGGCAACAUUGCGACCAAGAUGCCCAAGGUGCGCGGGCUUCGCACCAUCAAGAAGGAAAUCCUGAAGCUCAUCAACACGUACGUUGAGAAGGCCGACGACCUGGAGAUGAUUCACAACAACAUUGUGCCGAAGCUGUUGGAGGCUGUCUUGAUCGACUACAAGAACAAUGUUCCGGACGCUCGUGAGGCCGAAGUGCUGAAUGUGAUGACGACCAUCAUCAACAAGUUACAUGGUAUGAUGGAGGACCAGAUCAUCAACAUCAUGGACAGCGUGUUCGAGUGCACACUGGACAUGAUCAACAAGGACUUUUCCGAGUAUCCCGAGCACCGUGUCGAGUUCUUCAAGCUUCUCCGAACCAUCAACCUCCGCUGCUUCCCCGCUCUAUUACGUCUCGACGCACGAUCCUUCAAGUUUGUCAUUGACUCGUGCAUGUGGGCAAGCAAGCACGACAACCGCGAGGUGGAAAGUGCAGGUCUGUCCAUGUGCUUCGAGCUCAUUUCCAACAUGGCCGAAACGGACCAGCAGACUUGCAACGCCUUCUUCCAGACAUUCUUCACAACCAUUCUCCAGGAUGUCUUCUUUGUCGUGACUGACAGCGACCACAAGGCGGGCUUCAAGUCGCAGUCAAUGUUGCUGGCCAAGUUGUUCUGGCUUGUUGACUCGGACAAGCUCCAGGGCCCCAUCUACACAUCACCGGACAUGGCGCCAGCCGGUACACCAAACCGAGAGUUCUUGCGAAACUUUGUUGGUAACCUGCUGGCGACUGCCUUCCCCAACCUCCAGACUGCUCAAAUUGCCUCGUUCAUUGACGGACUGUUCGCCACAAACUCUGACCUGAACCGGUUCAAGGUCAUUCUCCGCGACUUUUUGAUUUCCCUCAAGGAAUUCUCGGGCGACAAUGCGGAGCUCUUUGCGGAAGAACGCGAGCAGGCAGCCAAGACUGCCAAGGAGCAGGAGCGGGAGCGUGCCAUGAAGGUCGGAGGUCUGCUGAAGCCAUCGGAGAUGGACGAUGACGAAUUGUGACUUGACGUCGAACUGGAAGCAAAUGUGGCUACGCGCACGCCCUACGACGCGCAAUGUGCUCCCGACGAGUCUGCAAGCAGUGCGCGCUCGAACGACCUUGAUGGAUGGGACAUGUAUGGAUUGUGAGGGCGAGGGGAUAGUGUGGAGGAGCCAAGAGGGGGUGGUAGCGAUGGUGGAAUGGGCGGGAAGCAUGCAAUUUGUUGGACGGUCAAAGUUUCGAGCAAGCAGGCAUGGGUUCGUUGUGGUCUAAUACCCUAUAGACGUCUCACUUCUUGGUUUGAUGCAUGGACACGUGGUUGGCGUGGCGGUAGCUUUGCUUGGCCUGCAGACAAAAAAAAAGGAGAGAGGGGAGCGUUGGUGGCGCAAAGACAAGGCCGUCUGGACAGCGAAGAAUAAACAUUGUAUCUGGCG
Messenger RNA from Exserohilum turcica Et28A, 3817 nucleotides. RefSeq lists its product as uncharacterized. Gene Ontology annotation, molecular function: small GTPase binding; nuclear export signal receptor activity. The coding region runs from base 197 to 3406 and encodes 1069 amino acids. The record is from RefSeq and is a predicted model, not a curated record. Gene Ontology annotation, biological process: ribosomal large subunit export from nucleus; ribosomal small subunit export from nucleus; protein export from nucleus. The transcript is spliced from 7 exons. Gene Ontology annotation, cellular component: cytoplasm; nucleus. NCBI's taxonomy places the organism in Eukaryota, Fungi, Ascomycota, Dothideomycetes, Pleosporales, Pleosporaceae.